Messenger RNA from Arabis nemorensis, 354 nucleotides. The record is from the annotation of a GenBank genome assembly. Lineage: Eukaryota; Viridiplantae; Streptophyta; Magnoliopsida; Brassicales; Brassicaceae.
AUGUUGCUAGUGUUACCUCCGCAUCAGUCGGUUCCGCCAGAUCCGUCGGAUAUUCAUCCACUUACGCCUCUUUUCAUUUUAAAUCAUCGAAGAUCUUCAUCAUUUGCUCCAUCCAUGAGAGCCUAUUGUGCUUCAUUCAAUCGGCCGAGCUUUUCCAAUGAAGCCUUACCUCUCUAUGAGGAGGUCACUUUACCUCUAUAUCAUGAUCCUUUACGUCAUAUUGAUGCUGUUACUCAAAAGCUCCUCCACCAGACCCUCGCCGUUGCUACUCCUAAGAUCGGUGAUCCAGGGUCAUGGUUCCAAAUCUUCGCGUUUCUGCGAUGCUCUACUACGGAAGUUUUGCAAUGUAUGUAG